GGCGAAGAGAACAACGAAAGACCAAAGAACAUACAUUCUGCACAGGUUUCAAGAAUUGUACGAAUUGUUUACUUCGUUUCACUGAGAGAGUAAGCGCCUAAUUGUUUCUUCCGAAUGACUUCGCACAAAAUGGACUGGGGAGAACUUUAUGUGAUCUACGUGUGUGAGCAGUUUGCGGGUUUCGAUUGAAGCAAUAAAAAAAAUAUUAAUCUACACGCGCCCCUAUUUUCUACUAGAACAGAAGCAAUUCGAAGCAAAAAAGUUUUUCAGGAUGCAAACAUUCUUAGCCAUUUCCAAAAGUAUCCAUCCGGAUGUCACCCACCAUGACAAUUGCGCUUUCUGCUAUGCCAGUGACAAUCAGGGGACCUGCCAACGUGGAUGAAUGCAUCAUGUCUUCUUAUCUUGAAUACCAAUCGUUCUGGCCGUCGAUACCACCAUUAGCGUUGACGACAUCGUCGUCGACAUCAACAACAGUAUCAGGAACAUCGAUAUCGACGCGCCAAAGACCAAGUCACUCAGAUCUAGUUGCAAAGGCAUCCGAUAUAUCGGGAAGAAAGCUUUGCCUACCACCGGUGAAAUCGUCACGAAAACGUCCAUCACUGAUUGAUGACGAGCCAAGCCCUGCAGAAGAAAAUCACGUCAACAGUGGCUAUUGCAAUAGUCGCAAGCGAAUAAAACUGUGCAGUCGCACUUUUACUCUUGCUCUCAAUCCUGAUGCUGCAACGAGAAAUAUUCCUUCCACCACUUUGAUCAUGCUGCCAUCCUUCGAAAGCAAAGGUAACGACAAGUUAACGAUCUCUGACGACGAGGAUGCUGAUGGCGAUGACUGUUGUCACGACUCAAAACCACCACCCGUUGGCUUUUCGAAAAAAGAAACAAUCACGCCUCUAUCAUCGCCGCCGUCUUCUCGGUUCUUCGAGGAAGAAGAAUAUGUCGACGGCCUCCAUCAACGAGACAACUUCUUUCCCCAGCCACCAACGUUCAGACGCCGAUUGACAAUUCGGAAUUCCUCCGAUUUGGACGAAUCCAUAGAAGAGUUCACACAUAGACGCCUCUUUUCAGAAUGAAAUUUCCUGAAGGAAAUGUAUCCCUUUGGUUCUGAAACUGUAAAAGAUCCUCCCAUUGUGUGUAUUAAUUUUGUAUCACUAAAAUUACCACAUUGUUCAUAACAAUAUAAUCAUCAUGUCUGCUAUUAUUCAUCAAGACUUUAGUAAACUUACCCACAUCCA
Molecule: messenger RNA, 1229 nt
Organism: Pseudo-nitzschia multistriata
Lineage: Eukaryota; Bacillariophyta; Bacillariophyceae; Bacillariales; Bacillariaceae
Source: the annotation of a GenBank genome assembly